AUGGUGUCCCGUGUCGGAUCCGUCCUCAGUCUCUUUGAACAAAACAUCCAACGAAACAACUUACACGUUCGUGAGAAAGAGUCGACCCUGUAUUUGACCGACCGACGGACACCCACGACGCCCUUGUCGCUCUCCCGGCGGAGCGACGCCACCGUCCGGAUCCGUCGGAGUAGUAUGCCGGGACGUCGGACCGAACCCACGUCGUGUCCGAGUCGAUCCAAACGACGCGUAGCAUCUCCGUGUGUACGGUCGUCUCUCUUCCGUGGCCCCGUGCCGUGUGAGUCGAUUCGACCCCCACCCUUGACAUCGUCGGACCAGCAGUUCCUAUCCGAAACCACCGUCCAUACUCGCAAUCAGAGUCACCCACGGUCCCCGACGCGGCGUGUGUCGAAUCGCAAAGCGUUGAGCCACGCCGAGACGGGAACUGUACCACAAGUACAGUCAUGCAGUCCAACCUCGUCAUCGACCUCGUCGUUGCAUCGGACGUCUCCCGCACGCCACCUCGUGACGGUCACGCCCGUCUCUCGCAAACCCAAGUUGCGGUCGGUACCGACAACGACAGAUCCCAAUAUGUGUGCUUCCCCGGCGACCGCAUCGUCGUCCACUACUGCCACUACCACUACCACCGCCUCUUCCACUACUUCCGGCGAAACGGUUGUGAUAAUAGCCGAUUCGGUAGAAACCUCGGUAUCCGACGGGACGUUGUGGGUGGUACCAACGACGCUUACGCCCGACGCGGCAACUCCCCCCACGCGUCCCGGACACUCCCCCGAACCCCGUCGGACGACGACCCUCACACGGACCGGACUCCCACCGGCAGACGCCCCAAGUCGGUCGCGGCGGACGUCACUCGAACAUCGUCGCUCACGUACGACCGCGAGUUCCACUCCGCCAGCACCAUCGCGUCGCGACGCACCGUACUCUGCCGUGGAUCAGGCCCGGAAACGUGCCCACAUUCGAGCCAAAAGUGCGAGACUCCAACGGGAUCUAGAACACUUGAUUGCCGAAGUCCACUCGUUCAAUCUCAUGACCCCGAAACGACGGCAAACUAUGGAUACAUGGUCGGAACAAAUCCGUGUCGUUGAGCGCUGCAUCGAGUCUCCUAUUCCCGAGGGACGACCCCUCCCACCACUCUUACGAGUACGGCAGGACCAGGCCAUGGCACGGAUACAAGCGUGUGCACGAACAUGGUUCCAGCAACGUGCCCGGGUACGAAACCAACGCGCCGCUACCCGCAUACAAGCCGCGGUGCGGGGAAUGCUGCUUCGGGGACAUGCCCGCCUCCGUGUCCUCCAAGCACGAUUGGCUUACGUUCAUCGGAUGCGUCACAAAGAAAUGUUGCUGGUGGAACUGAAUACACUGGAACAAAAAGAAGAAUACCGUCACAAAAUCAUCGAAAAGACCAAACGCCGAGACAAGCAACUCGGCGAAUUGAUCGACAGUCGUAACAAAAUUGUGGAGUAUUUGCGACAGGAGAAUCGCAAGAUCCGUGAUCAGAACAACAAAUUCGAGGCGGUCAUAUUCCGUCUCGGACAAAUGAACGAACAAGUGCAGUAUUCGACAGAAGUCCACAACGCCAACUUUCAAAUCAUGCGGAAGACCGUGAAAGUCUUGACACAACGAUCCCGAAAGCUGAUGGAAAAGGAAGAUCGCCACAAGAAACGUGUCGACAAGCAAGUGGCGAACUUGGCGGCAACACGAGCUCGUAGUAUGCACGAGACUCGGAUCCGCAAAACGUACGAAGCAGCACUCGGCAACAUCGUGGAUUGCUUUGAAAAUCAAUCCAAAGACGAGGGCCUCGUUGAUAUGGUGGUGGCCAUGAGCAAUGGUGAGUGUGAAGAGUAUAACUAUCAACACCAAAAAGCCUCGGAUGACGAACAAGAGGAAGGUUUUCUACUAACAUGGUGUAUCGAUGACGAGGCUUCCAUCAAUUCUGACAUAACUUCGGUUCACGGUCACCGUUCUGUCAUCGGAGAUGAUGACAGUUUUGAAGAGGAAGUGGUUGAUGACGACUGCAGCCAAGAGGUUGGUAUUGAGAUGACUCGUUUUGACGACGAUGACGGGACGUGUCAGUCGAGUGUCUGGAUAGAGACUCAUUCUAUUUUACUGUAA
Messenger RNA from Phaeodactylum tricornutum CCAP 1055/1, 2112 nucleotides. RefSeq lists its product with no specific name. The transcript has a single exon. The coding region runs from base 1 to 2112 and encodes 703 amino acids. Gene Ontology annotation, molecular function: protein binding. Lineage: Eukaryota; Bacillariophyta; Bacillariophyceae; Surirellales; Neidiaceae. The record is from RefSeq and is a predicted model, not a curated record.